This is a messenger RNA of Owenia fusiformis, 1506 nucleotides long. Lineage: Eukaryota; Metazoa; Annelida; Polychaeta; Sabellida; Oweniidae. The record is from the annotation of a GenBank genome assembly.
UAGAAAUAAAAUACGUUAGACAGGCGUUUGCACUUUGAAUGUAACAAGAGGUCAGUUGGAUUCCUUUAAAAUGGUACAGAAAAUGGCAGAAGCCGCUUCAAAAGAAAACCCCAAAACCCCGAAGACCAAGCCUGCAAAAAAGCGCAACUUGGAUGAGAAAAAAGAAAACGAAGCACCAGAAAAUGAAGAAACAAAGAAACCAACAAAACCAAAAUCGACGAAAACCAAAGCGAAACCGUCAAAAAAUAAGCCAACGACCAAAUCUACUAAAUCCGAAAAGAAGAAAAACGAAGUGAACUACAACAAUGAAGAAGCAGUAGAUGAGGCGAAGCAAGAGGAAAAAGAAGUUGUUGACAUGGAGAGGGAAGUUGGAACAAUUGAAUCAAGCAAAGCUACUCCAAGACAACCAACAGAGAGUGAAAACAUGCAAGGUGAAUCGAAUGCACAAGAGCAGGAACCAUCGAAGGAAGAGGUCGUAAAAGACGAAGAUGAUGCAAUUCAUAAAGAGGAAAAAGGCGAGGAAGAUGCAAAAGAAGAAAAAGUAAAAAUGAAAGCGGCAGAAGAGGCUGAAGCAAAGCAACAAAAAGACAAUGAUAAAACUGGUAAUGUUGAUGACUCUGUAGCAAAUAACGAGGAGGAAGAUAUUGUAUACAACACAGAAGAGGACGACAGUGUUAAAACAUCAAUGACGACGUGGGAUGUGGGAAGGAAACUGACCCCCCAACAGGCUCAGCAACUGAUCAAGCAGGCAAAGAUUCUGGUUAAGCAAAUCAACUUUUUACAACAACAGACGGAUAAAUAUUUGGCCAAGGACGAGUUGAUCAUGCAGAUAGAUGAUACGAUCGAGCAGACAAUAAGUCGUAACAAAACGUUGCUCGUUUUUAAAAUUUCGGACUUUGCCAAGAAAUUUGAACAAGCGAAGGAUGAUGACCCCGAACACAAAGGUAUUGAAUUCUCCCCUGUGUUUCGUACUGCUCCUCAUGGCUACCGACUGGGGAUGAGUUUGGUGUUAAAUGGAGAUGGGCCAUCUGUGAAGGGCAAGUUUAUGUCGAUCUUCUUCUGCAUUCUGAGAGGAGAUUUUGACGGGAUUCUACCUUGGCCAUUUGCCCGACAUUUAUCAUUCUCGUUGCUGGACCAGAAUGCUGACGUCGAACAGAGAGAGCACCAUGUUAAAACAUUCAGACCACGACUGAUAAAGCAGAAUGUUCCCUUUUUGUGGAGACCUGGAAAACACGGGAGAAACCCUAGCAUGGGUAUUCCACGGUUUGUGUCUCACGAGAUCUUAAAAAGCAGGGAUUACAUCAAGGAGAACCAAAUCUUCAUCAGAGUUGAACUAAGUGAUUGAUUCCCAUUCUAUCAGAGGAGUGAACAAUGUAUAACAUAUUUUUUAGUUCAAUGAGUGAAAAAUAUAUGUAUUAUAACUCAAAUAAUUGUACUUGUAAAGAAACUUAUACAUGAAUAAAAGUUCUUACUUGUAUUUAUAGUCAGAAUCGAGGUAACUUUUCA